Rhopilema esculentum is the source of this 5841-nucleotide messenger RNA. RefSeq lists its product as uncharacterized. Gene Ontology annotation, molecular function: zinc ion binding; ubiquitin-protein transferase activity. NCBI's taxonomy places the organism in Eukaryota, Metazoa, Cnidaria, Scyphozoa, Rhizostomeae, Rhizostomatidae. Gene Ontology annotation, cellular component: cytoplasm. Gene Ontology annotation, biological process: protein ubiquitination. The record is from RefSeq and is a predicted model, not a curated record.
GUUUUAAUUUAGAUGCUCAUCUUGAAGGUAAAAUGCAUACUAUAAAAGAUUUAUCUUGUAGGAACAGAAAUGAAAAUUGCCCCGGGUUGUUUUAUGUGAAAAGAUCCACAUGUUCACUUUGAAAUCUGAAUAUGAAUAAGCCUCAGUUCACUGAAUUUUUAAUGGUUGGUGUCUUUAAGAGACUUUGUGUUUCCCUCAGUCAGUCACUUUAACAGAAAAUGUGCAACGCAAUUUGUGUUCUCAGAAAACUUCUCGACAGCAAAUAGAACAUGGUUUGUUUUCAGUUGGCGUAGCACCUCGUCCAAAGAGACUAUUCUCAUUGUGUUGCUACGACCAAAAGAAGAGAUUGUGUCAGUUCUUCCAACGAAAUGAUUGCGGCGCGAGGCGUCAGGGUUGUAAGAGGUGAGGGAUGGAGUUACAAUGACCAAGAUGGCGGAGAAGGAACUGUUGGAACAAUCAUUCAUGUCAGAAGCGAUCUGCAAAGGCUGCUGGUGACUGUCAUUUGGGACAGUGGGCUCAAAGGUUUCUAUGAAAUCGAUGACAAAAGACCAGGGACGAUUGUUGCUCAUGAUGCCAGACAAAGUGGGGAAAAACACAAUUGUAAGUGUUAUGAGUGCAGUGAGGUUAUCAUCGGCACCAUAUGGAACUGUCUCAUCUGCACCUCCAUUGUUCUCUGCGUCACUUGCUACAUGAAUAACAAACACGAACUUGCGCACCCAUUCAGAAGAAAAUCCGGUCACAAAGGCUGCUGGGUCAGUCUUCCAGAAAGAAUAAAUUCUACUGAAGUCAUGUCAAAGGGUCUCUUUCCUGGUGCCACGGUUGAAUGCACCUCAACGUUACGCCAAACGGUACUCCGAAGUACCUUCCAGUCCUUGGAUGACAACUUUGGCAGAAUCAUCAACUACGAGAGUUGCAUUGGCAAUUCCUUAAGUGCUGUUUGUGUUGUUUGGAAUCAGAGUCUUAAGAAAACUGUUUAUCAACUUGGUAGAGACGGCAAGGUUGAAUUGAGAUGUACAGUCGCAGGCUACGGUCCUACUUUCUAUAAAGGUCACCUGCCAAAGAUAGUGAAGCCGCCAGAAAUAAACACUCGGUCGCGCGGCUACACGACUAGUCAGAUUCCGCUUCACCGCAGUUUACAAUAUAGCUCAUUGCAAGCCUGUCAGACUUCUUACGUGAAGCCUGAAGACGAUGUUUACGAAAAUAGAAAUGCCAAUUUUUACUCGCAUGUUCUGAGUUCGCAGGGGGCGAGUGGACAAGGGCAAAUGACAGGAAACCAUAGGUACACAAAGUCUUCAACUGUUGACACAAAAUCGUUUAAAGUUGCCAGUGAGAAUAACAAUAAAGCUAUUGAGCGAUUUGCCGAAGUAUCUUCAAACCUCAAUAGAUCAUCAACUCCCAUGCAAGAUGACUGGCGACUGUCUUCAAAGCAACCAUCUUCUAGAAUAGAUCAAUGUGGUAGCAAAAUACCACGUGGUGGCCGCAGCAACAAUGAGGCGCAGUGUGUCAAGGCACUAUGUUCUUAUAAUGAUGGCUUGGAAUUCCGCGAAAGCGAGGCUACUAGAUCGUCGACUUGUCCCAAUACCUUUGCUGUGGGUGAAACCGUAAUUCUGAAGUCCCCGGAUAAACAUGUGUUAGGAUUGCCUUUAAAUCAGCACAUUCAACAGAUUGGCAGAAUACAGCACUUUGACAAAGACAAAGAGUUUUGUUUUGUCAACUUUGCUUCUUGCUCUUCUUUGGUAAAAUUGCCAAUUGGUUCGCUGUUAAAGAUCAGUCAGCAACAAACAUCCAGCCGACAGUCUGCGGUGAGAUGUACUGGAGAAGAUUGUGAUCAAGGCUCCAAGCAGGAUAAAGGAAACACCAUUUUGACGAAAUUUAAUGUAGUAGAAGACAUAAAUGGAAGACAUGUAAUGUUUGAUAAAGGGUUAUCUGAUGACAGUGUAGGACAACGAGAUUGUCAAAGAUCCACUGGCGCAUCCAGUCUCUCUGAGAAUUCCGAUGACGUUGGCCAAAGGCAAAGUGACGUCACUCGCUGUUGCCUUUGUCAAGAAAAUGAAUGUGACGUGAGGUUUGAUCCCUGUGGUCAUCUUGUUUCAUGCUCUGGCUGCGCAAAGUAUUUCAAAAAGUGUUUCUUUUGCAAGAGUAAAAUUUUGUCAACUGAAUCAAGCAAUGGUUUUGCAAUCUGCUUCGUUUGCCAUCAGAAUCAAUCUUGUGUAUUGUUUCUGCCUUGCAAACACACGGUGACUUGCCAAGAUUGCUGUUUGGAUUUAAAACAUUGCGUGGAAUGCAAAAAGGAAAUUGCCGAGAAGAUUGGUGCAGACGGAAAUAAAAUCAAAGUUGAGCAAAGACGGUGGCAAUCACUGGAAAAUUUGCUGUCAUCCGUUGACAGAUUAAGGUCAAAAGUCAUGACCCUAGAAAGCAAGUCAAAGUGUCAGAUCUGCUCAGUUAAUAACAAGGAUGUGUUUUUUCAGUGUGGACAUGCAACAUGUGAAGUUUGCGGGGAAAAGCUGAUUGUUUGCCCAACUUGUCAUGUCAAAAUAGAAGUUAAAACUCUGCAUGGCUUGUAAAGUCUCAGAAAAUAUCGUUUAUUGCAUUUUAUGUUUGAGUGAAGAAUUUUAUGACUAAUAGCAAGAGCAGAUAUAUCUGAUCUUCCUAAGAAGGUAUUAAUAAAUUUCGAAAAACAUCCACAUUUUCAAAAUUAUUUAUGUGAUAUUGUUGUGUCAAAUAGAAUAAGUUCAUUUUACUUCAGAUUUUUUCUGUGUAAAUCAAAAUACGCUUCUAUCUUUCUAUGCUUUAUAUGGUUCAAAAACAAGCUGCACUUUAUCCUAUAAUUUAUAAUAAAGACCUUCUAUGUGCGUACAUACAAAUUUACCCACCAUAGAGGAUCUCCUCUUUGACUAAGUUAGUGCUAUAUAAGCGAUGUGAGUUUGCCAUUUAAUGUCACAUUGAAGGACCCUAUUAUUGAUGCAUUUAGCAAAAAUGAAAGUCAUCCCAGCAUUUUUUUGAUUAAACGUAACAUACGAUAUAUAAACCUUUUUUCUUUAGUUCCAGUCAAUCAGCUAUGUUAAUAUGGAAAAUAAAAUAAACAAACCAGAGAGUUCGAAGAAAACUAGCGCUACACUCUCUGUUGAUAUCAUAAAGAAAUUAAAGGAAUAUAUCAUGCUUAAAUAGCUGAACACUUUAACUCAAUGAAUCCUAUCCUGCGAAUUCCCUGGUCUUCUAAAGGGUGCAGAUAUAUCUGCAAUCCAUAAAAAUUCUGACCUUACCUCUUGUAUUAAUUAAAGGCCUAUUAGCCUACCACCAGCAAAGUCCAAAGUUUUCGAGCGCUUGUUAGAAAAACAAAUCGCCCCUUUUUUAGACAUCAAAAAAUCAAAUCUGUUAUGCAUUUAUAGAAAAAACUAUUGUGCUAAGUAUGUACUAAUCAGAUUGAUUGAGAAAAUACGCAAGACUAGAGAUUUGAAAGGCGUUGCGGUCAUGAUCUCUUUGGAUCUAACAAAGGCAUUUGAUUGUAUGCCUCAAGAUCUGCUUGUUUUCCAAAUUGAACGCAUAAGGUUUCGGAAUGCAGAGUUGAUUGCAAAUUACCUCUCAAAUAGAAUAAAAAUACUAAAAAUAUGUACGACAUAUUGUAAUUUGUUGAAAACAAAGACCGGUGUACCAUAAGGCUCUGUGCUAGGUCCGUUGCUCUUCAAUAUUAUUGAGGAGUCGGAGGUAUGCAAUUCUGCAAAUGAUAAUACUAUUUUCUCUUGUGACAAUUCUUUUGAAGUUGUUGCCUCAAGUCUUGAACAAGGCUAUGUCUAAAUCGAUGUCCUGGUUUAGAAUAAGCCAAAUGGUUGUGAAUACAUCAAAAUAUCAAGUUAUGCUAUUCGGCUUGAAAGCAUAAUUUUAGAAGUAGGCGAAUGUUCAAUUGAUGUUACCAACAGUACCUCUUUUGGGGGUUACAGUGGAUUCUAGAUUGAAAUUUAACCAACAUGUAUCAAAAGUCUGUAAAACAUAAACAGCAAGAUUAAUGCUUUUUCCAGGGUUUCAAAUUAUCUUGAUUAAAACCUGUCUCUUAUUCUUAGCAACUCUUGUCUCUUGGUAUAGAUGUUUUGUGGAAAAGAUGCCAACAAAGACUUGAACUGCACCAUAAAAGAGCACUUCGAAUUCUACACAAUGACUAUUCCCUCCUCUUUUGAUGAACUUCCACACAAAUAAAAUUAAUGCACAAUCCUUACUAAAAACUUGCAAAAACUAAUGCUUGACAUUUAUUAGAAAACCCAUCUUUCAUGUGGGAUAAGGUUCCAGGUCAAGAAUAACCAAUAAAAUUAACGGCGAAAGAGCCUGCUAAUGUUGCCUAAAACUAGCACUAUUAGAUAUGGAAAUAGUAGUGUAAUCUUUUGUGGUAGCAUCUUAUGGAACAAACUUCAAAAUGACAUUAAAAGCAUGACCUCUGUCUGCUCUUUAAAAAAACGCGUUACAAGAUGAAGUGGGGAGGAUUGCAAUUGUCAAUUUGCAGAAAUUAAAAACAUUUUAUUCCAGGUAUUAAUCCUUUAUCUUCUCAUUGAUCGAUUCCUUAGCAUUUUAUUGUAUUUAGAUAUGAGUGUUUAUUGUAAAUAGUUGAUGUCAAAUAGUUUUCUUUAUAAAAUCUAUGUAAAAACCAACUUUAAAGAGUUUCCAAAUGAUAAUAAAUAAUAAUAGCUUCCCCAAAUUUUCGGUAAAUAAAAAACUAGAAUAAGCCUAAAGUAUUUAUUCAAAUAAACCUUUAGUUCACAACAUAUACAUUUAACAAAAGUCAAUAAGUAAAACAGCGUCAGCAAGAAGAUUGCCACCAUUGGGGCUAAAUGGAGAAAUAGGAUAUUUUCUUUACAUUGCUGGCCCCUCCAGUUCAGGAUUAGUGGCGCAGGCCUCCAACGUAGGAUCAGUGGAAAAGAGAAAAAGAGCAACAGCCAACAUUGCAGAUUCACCACAAAGGGAAGAAAUUAAAAGCCAAGAUAAAAACCUAAAGCAAUCAACACACGCUCAGGGAUCCAAUGUGUUACAAAGAAAUGCUGCCUUCUUUCCAGGCCAUUGAGCUGCAGGAAAUAAAAAUACUUUUCCUUCUACAGCAUUGAACAUGCUACAGCAUUCUACAGAGGGAAUUUUCUACAGCAUUAAAAUAGAUGGCAGCGCCAACAAGGACAUCAGAGAUCAUAAGUUUGUCAGUAGUACAUUAUCAAUGACUAAUGGCGACAGGUGUACACAGUUUUUAUGACAAUGCACCUUCCAGAAAGAGGAGGGGCCCAUGGCUUCUCGAGGCAGUGAAUCAAGCUUUCAAGGUACGAGUGGCAGACGGACAUGCACAAACUAGUCGGCAUUACAACAGGUGUGAAACUGCAAAUACUGGGCGAAAUUAUCAGCUUGGGAACCUUUUUGGUGAACAGUGGGAACGGAACAUUUUAGUGAUGUGCCCCUCCUUCAGAUCUUGCAACCGAGGCAAUUAUCAAUUCUGUCCAAGAACUUAAGAUUUGGAAAUUAUCACUGAUUGGUGUUGUUGUAUGUUUCCGUGCCUCGACGUCAAAGAUGAAAAUGCUGGAGAAGGCAAUUACUGAGGUGAAGUACUUUCCACGAGAUCAUGACGUAAAGUUUGCUCAACUUUUCUCCUCACUUAUAGAUGCUGUUCUUGCGAACAUCAAAGGAUGUAAAGAGGUUUGGAAUGAAUUGCAAGAAGUGGUGAUCACACAGAUGAGAAAGAAGCAUCAAGAUAUCUAGAUAUUCCCAGAGAAAUUAUUCUAAAAUCUAACAUAUAACAUCUAGACACAGAGAGCAAGACAAAUAAGACAACAUUUUGAUGCCAGCAGGUGUCAGCUAACAGAAGAAAUGAAGCUU